AUGUCGACCUUCGUAGACCCGUUGGUAGUGGGGAGGGUGAUCGGAGAAGUGGUGGACAUGUUCGUGCCGUCCGUCAGCGUCUCCGUCCGCUACGGGGCCAAGCAUGUGAACAACGGCUGCGAUGUGAAGCCUUCCAUGGCCGUCGAUCCCCCCACGAUUGCCAUCUCCGGAAACCAUAAUCAGCUGUUCACUCUGGUGAGCUCCUCCCCCUCCCCCUUACUUUCGCUGUCUGAGUAACCGCUGGGGCUUGAUCUGGUUCCUGGUUUUCUGGUGGGCACAGGUGAUGACCGACCCGGAUGCUCCAAGCCCAAGUGACCCUACCAUGAGAGAGUGGAUUCACUGGUAGGAGAUACUCAAACAAUUGUAGUCCUCUCGAUUCCGAUUCCAUUGUGAUUCCAUUGACUGGGUUCUCUUCUCUGGUUUCCAUUGAUCUAAUAGGAUCGUGGUGGACAUCCCCGGUGGAACAGACCCCUCUCGUGGUGAGAAACCCCCUUCUUCUCUCUCCUGUUCUUUCUCAACGAUGAUGCCUAGAAAGCUUUCUCUCGUCUUCCGAAGAAGAUCUGAUCCAUUCGCCCAGAACAAGAUCCAUUAUUUCCUACUUCCUCACUCCUUGGGACGAGAUCCCAUGGCAGUCGUCGUCGUCGUCAUCAUCAUUGUCUUCUCCUUCUCCCUUCUCUUCCUCUGUCUGGAGGAGAUGAUGAUUUGGAGCUGUAGGAAACUAUGCAUGGCCCUUGCAUGCACUGGCGCAGUGCCUGGCUGGGAGAAAAAUGACGGGAAUGACCCUCAAGUGUCUUGACAGGCGUUUUCUGUUUUCUCAGGGAGGGAGGUGCUGCCGUAUAUGGCGCCUCGCCCGCCCGUGGGAAUCCACCGCUACGUCUUCGUUCUCUUCAAGCAGAUGGGCGUAUUUCCGCCGGUGCCGCCGCCGGCGCCGCGCUCCAACUUCAGUACCCGCGGCUUCGCCGCCCAGUUCGCCCUCGGCCUGCCGGUGGCGACUGUGUACUUCAACGCCCAGAAGGAGCCGGCCAGCCGCAAGCGCUGA
This is a messenger RNA of Spirodela intermedia, 1039 nucleotides long. NCBI's taxonomy places the organism in Eukaryota, Viridiplantae, Streptophyta, Magnoliopsida, Alismatales, Araceae. The record is from the annotation of a GenBank genome assembly.